Messenger RNA from Geodia barretti, 1082 nucleotides. The record is from the annotation of a GenBank genome assembly. NCBI's taxonomy places the organism in Eukaryota, Metazoa, Porifera, Demospongiae, Tetractinellida, Geodiidae.
GCCUCCGUCAGCUCGUCCUCGUCCGUUGCAGCUGCUCCGGGGGCCGCGGGGGUUUCACAAGUCCCCGGCCGCUCCCUGCGACCGCCGCUUUCCCUUGUCCUUGCGUCAUCGCUUCUGCUUCCCCUACUGGGAGGUCUACUGCUGGCAGUGCUGCCUGGCUCCUUGUUACUACUGCCGCAGCUGAAAGUCAGGGUCGAGGAAUCCAUGUCUGCUUCAUGCAUACGUACGUGCGCGCGACGAAAAUAAUAUAUGCGCAUGCGCAGUGCUUGACGAUCCGCUCCGCACGGUCUGCAGACUAGACGUAGACCGGACCGUCACGGCUGUCGGUAUCGUUCUGUCGCUACUGCUGUUCAUUCUACGAUGGAUCGGAUCAUGUCCCCUACUGCUGAACUGUGCGUUGCACUAGGUCUGCUGCUAGGGGCUGCAUCAACCGCUCAAUCCCAAGGCAGUGGCGAGAAUCCUGGCGAGGACCAGGAGUUCAGUUUCUACGGCCUGGAGCUGUGGUCUGUGGUGGUAUCUGCGUGUGCCCUGGGUCUCUCACUGAUGACAGUGGUAAUAUCCUGUGUCUGCUGCUACUGCUGUUCAGGGAGGUGUCUCCGCAGAAGGCAGCCAGCUAGGCGAAUUGCCGAGCCAGCCAUUUGGGUUCAGAGUACGGUUGAGGCCGAGACUGAUACCCAUUUGAAUGGCAGUGAGAGUGCCACAAACAACUUUGGUUCAAAUUCACAUUUCCACACACUACCGGAGAUAACAGUAGGCCCUGCACCGAGCGGUGCUGACUGUGAAGAAGAAGAAGAUCUGUAUGAUGAUGGAAGUACGGUGAGAGGUGCGAGGCCAGAGAGCAACAUAUACGCCGAGGCAGAACUCAGUAAAAGUGACUGUGAACCGCUUUACAAUAACAUCCCUGGAGAUAACGUGUCCCAAGGGUCCUACUAUAUGCAGCUGGUUGGCGGUACUGCCAAUCAGUUUGAGAAAUAUGACUCACUUGGUCUUAAUGCCCGCCGGAAACCUAAAGAUCACACUGAAAAUUGGGAGCCUCCCCAUCUUUAGUCAAAAGAGAUCCACCAGCGCCAAUACAAAAACUG